Gossypium raimondii (Peruvian cotton) is the source of this 591-nucleotide messenger RNA. RefSeq names its product transcription factor CPC. The coding region runs from base 131 to 382 and encodes 83 amino acids. The record is from RefSeq and is a predicted model, not a curated record. The transcript has 3 exons. Lineage: Eukaryota; Viridiplantae; Streptophyta; Magnoliopsida; Malvales; Malvaceae. Gene Ontology annotation, cellular component: nucleus. Gene Ontology annotation, molecular function: transcription cis-regulatory region binding. Gene Ontology annotation, biological process: cell differentiation.
ACUAUUAAUUGCUCUUCUCAUCCUCUGUACUUCAAUCCUAUUCACGUGUGCUUAUCACCACUUCUACUUUGGAGUAUUAGGUAUCUUUUAUUCUCUUCAAAUUCUCUGCCUCCUUUUGCAAAUUAAAGAUAUGGACGGACGUCGCCGGAAGCAACCAAAGACUAGUGGCUGCUGCUCUGAAGAGGUGAGCAGCAUUGAGUGGGAAUUCAUAAACAUGUCUGAACAAGAAGAGGAUCUAAUUUAUAGAAUGUACAAACUCGUUGGUGACAAGUGGGCCUUAAUUGCUGGUAGGAUUCCAGGUCGAAAAGCUGAAGAGAUAGAAAGGUUUUGGAUCAUGAGACAUGGAGAAGGAUUCGCCAACAGACGAAGAGAGCUCAGCUGAAGCAGCACAUCCUAAUUAAAGAAGAAUAGUAAGGCUUGCAUUUGCAUGCCUUUUCUGUAGUAUGCUGUAUGUCACCAGGUGGUUCUUGUAUUUUUUAUGGAAUUAUGCUAGUAGUAGUUUUAUUUUGGGUUUAAUGCAUUCAAUCCUGCUUUCUCCAUUGUAUGAAUUUAUUCGAAAAGAAAUUAUCUUAUUAAUUUUAUGGAUUUAAA